Messenger RNA from Fimicolochytrium jonesii, 1425 nucleotides. RefSeq lists its product as uncharacterized. NCBI's taxonomy places the organism in Eukaryota, Fungi, Chytridiomycota, Chytridiomycetes, Spizellomycetales, Powellomycetaceae. The transcript has 4 exons. The record is from RefSeq and is a predicted model, not a curated record. Gene Ontology annotation, biological process: P-body assembly; cytoplasmic stress granule assembly. Gene Ontology annotation, cellular component: P-body. Bases 175 to 1341 code for a protein of 388 amino acids. Gene Ontology annotation, molecular function: mRNA binding.
ACGAAAAGCUCGCCGGGAAGAUGAAAUUUCCCCAAGUGAAGAACCGUUCCCUUUCGUUGUUUUCCGUGGCGCAGAUGUGAAGGAUUUGCAUGUUAUGACCGCUCCGUCGAAAGCCCCAGCUCCCAAUCCAAUGAGGGUGCCAAAUGACCCUGCAGUCAUUUCGGACCCGGGCACAUGCAUCCUCAUGGGCCUCAUGGAAUGGGACAUGGGCCUUUCCAAGGCGUAUCUGGACCGCCGGGGCAGAUGCAGCCACCAGGAUUUGGUGGAUUUGGGGGACCUCCAUUCCCCGGACAACCGGGGCAGCCCGGUUUUCCAGGAAUGCCUGGCGGUCAUCCAUAUGGUCUGCCUCCGCCUCCGAUGGGCUUUGCUCCGUAUCCCCCUCCACCAUUCAACCAGCAGAAACCCGAUGAACAACUGUGGGCUCCCCAUGACUCCAACCAGGGGAAUUCAUCAAAUCCAGCCGCAGCUCCUGGGAUGAAUCAAUAUUCCCAGCCACCGCCACCGCAGCGGCCGCCGCAACAGCAACAGCAGCAGCCUGCGCAAGGUCCCCAACCUCAAAAGCCUGCGGAGGAUGCUCCGAAGGAGACGCGAGGGAAGAAUCAGCGAGACUCACAGAAACCACCGCAGAACGUUAAAGAGGUCACGCAGGCCAUUGAGAGAUUGGAUUUGAACGAGUCGGUCAAAGUCAGUAAGGACUCCCGUCCACAAGGAAAGCCUUCCACUAAACCGGACUCCGGAGAAGUAAGGCCGGAAAAGCGGAAAGAUUUGACUUCCGGGCCCACAGAGCGCGCUGCUCCCAAGGAGCCCGCGGUGAAGUCACCGAAUGCCGAAGUCCCUGCACGAUCAACUGGUCCCGCUGGUGGAGAAGAACAACGGAUUGCCGCCGAUCAAGCUGCCAAGCCGUUGGCGAAGCCUACUGAAGCAGGGGAGGGAAGCGCGGAGAAGGAAGUUAACGAUGUCAAUGGCAGAGAUGGCACGGACAGUCGUUAUGAAGCUCGUCUGCCUGGAACCGGCGCCCAUUUGGUGCAUAGUGGUCAGCGCCGCGGUCGAGGACGCGGAUUUAGGGGUAGCGCGCCGUCAUCUCGCGGAGGACGCAUUUCGGUUCCUGAUUCGGAUUUCGAUUUCGAAAUCUCCAAUGCAAAGUUCAAUAAAACCGAUGUCGCAAACGAAGCAUCGGCAAAUGCCACCCACGACGUGGUAGUGCGAACCGAAGCCGACGAUGACGAAGAAGAUGGUACUGAGGAGAGCGAGGACGAUCCUAGCUUCUAUCAGAAAUCAUCAUUCUUUGACAACAUCUCUUGUGAUGCAAAGGACCGCGCCGAAAGCCAUGACGGCAGGUAAGGGGCCGUCGCGUGAGACAGUUCGAAGAACGAAAGCUGAAUCUCGAAACGUUCGGACAAAUGGGCGUCGAGAACCGUGGCGGAU